Camellia sinensis is the source of this 1034-nucleotide messenger RNA. RefSeq lists its product as uncharacterized. Lineage: Eukaryota; Viridiplantae; Streptophyta; Magnoliopsida; Ericales; Theaceae. Gene Ontology annotation, molecular function: 3'-5'-RNA exonuclease activity. Gene Ontology annotation, cellular component: nucleus. Gene Ontology annotation, biological process: U6 snRNA 3'-end processing. The record is from RefSeq and is a predicted model, not a curated record.
CUUGUGUUGGAUUCGCAGCACUUACGCCGUUCCGGUAGGGUAACGGGCGUCGGGCAAGAAGAGAGAGAGAGAGAGAGAGAGUUUAGAGAGAGAGAAAAUGGAUGCUCUGAUAGCCUCGUACGGAGACACCUCCUCCGACUCCGAUUCAGGCUCAGAUUAUCUCCCACCAUCGGCCUCCAAUUCCAAUUCCAAUCCCAAGGCAUUAAACCCUUUGCCUCCACCUCCUCUUGACCUCCUCACUCCUCCCAAUUCUCUCGGUACUUUAGCCCAAUUGCAAAGUGGUCAGUCGAAUCGGAUUCGGAGCUUCCCUCACGUUGAAGGAAACUAUGCAUUACAUGUCUACAUUCCAGUCCAUAUACCUUCUACACCAAUGAAGGAGCUGACCCUGUUUCUAAAGAAGGUCUCAUCUCUUGUACCUGGUUUGAAUGCCAUUGACGUCGACGUCCCACUCAAUAUGCUUUGCAGUGAUGAUCUCAAGCUCGAACAGGUUGCCUUGGGGAGAGAAUUCCAUAUAAGUUUGGGAAGAACUGUUCCAAUUCGAGUGCACCAAAUUGACUCAGUGGUGUCAAUGCUUCGUCAGAAGCUUCAGUGUCAAAGGUAUUGGAUUGAUUUUAGUAAGUUGGUCGUUUUUGUUAAUGAUGAUCACACGCGUUCAUUUAUCUCAAUUGAAGUUAUAACAGGAGGGUUAGCUGAGAUAACAAAGCAGAUACAAGCUGUUAAUGAAGUCUAUAAGCUUCACAAUCUACCUGAAUUUUAUGAGGAUCCACGCCCUCAUAUAUCUAUAGCUUGGGCAUUGGGUGAUAUCAGUGAUAUAUUGAAGAGAGUGCUUGAAGAAGAAGUGAAGAGAUGCACUAUGGCAGGGGGAUAUGUGCAGAAACGCUUAUUUACCUGCAAAUUUAGCGGCAUCGACUGUAAGAUAGGCAAUAAAACAUAUAAAAUAUGUAAAGUCCAAGAAGAAUAUUAAAACCUAAUAUUAUUUCUGAAUUUCAGAAUAUUGUAUCCUUAAUUACCUAUUUAGAUUAUUUUGUUGGAAA